CACUUUAAGCUCCUCAGGAUUCAGCAGAACCGAUUCACUUCAACAUGACGGAGGCGGCGAUCGUGAAGAAGAUCUGCGCUCAUACCGGAUCUAUGAGUUACGAUGCUUUAACGUCAAUAUUCGGUCUGCACGAUGAAGCCGUGGCCUCGCUCGUCGGUAGCAGCGGGUCGGUCGCGGUGGCGUUCGUGAACGGACAGAAGACAGUGAUCGCCAGAACCAAGGUCCGUCUGUGUCGAGUCCAGAGCUGCCCGGGCUGCGCGAACCUGCAUCUGUGCAAGUGGCUCCUGCUCGGGUGCUGCCGCUUCCACAGAGGGAGGAACAGUUCACCUGAAAAUGGAAAUGUGUUCACUCUCAGUCCACCUAAGAUUAGGAUGAAGAAAACGGAGAUCUGCAUGUAUUUCAUCAAAGGAUUCUGCAAGCACGGUGUCUCAUGUAGGAGGGAGCAUUCCAAUCUGCCCUAUAAAUGGGAAGUUAAAGAAGGAUCGGAAUGGAAGGCUCUUCCUGACAACGAGGCCAUCGAGAAAGAUUAUUGCAAUGCUGCAAGAACAUACAGCUCUGGAAUGAACCCGGUUUAUUUCGAUACGAUGACCCAAGGCUCUCACAGCGUGCGGCGUCUGUCGACGGUACCGUCGGUGCUCCAGCCCACCUUCAUCCUGACCACCGAGUGGGUCUGGUACUGGGAGGACGAGGAUGGGAACUGGAUCCAGUAUGCUACAGCGGAGGGGGGUCAUAGAUUGUCUUCCAUCUCCAGCGCUGAACUCGAGCAGAAGUAUCAGGCCGAUAACAACACUGUGGUGGAGUUCACAGCCGAAUCGCAGACGUACGAGCUCAGCUUCACGGAUAUGAUCCAGACAAACAAACGCUACACAACCAAAAAAGUCGUCAGACGUCGUCCCAAAUUUGUGUCAGCGGCUGAUGUUCGAACAAUCAAGACAGCGAGAAGGACGCCCAAUAAUUUCAAGGCUCUGCCGGAGCACUGGGAUAAAGCUCUGACUCCUGAGACCGGAUACAAGAGUGUGUGGCUGCAGAGCACGUCAGCCGAAUACAUCAAAAUCAAAGAACUGUUCAGUCGCACCAUGGUCGGCUUCCGAAUCCUAAAGAUCGAGAGGAUCCAGAACAAAGCAUUAUGGGAAGUUUAUCAGUGGCAGAAGGACUUCAUGAAAAAGAACAACGGAGGCAGAGACGUGACCGAGAAGCAGCUCUUCCACGGCACCGACAGCACGCAUUUAGAUGCCAUCUGCCGCAACAACUUCGACUGGAGGAUCUGUGGGACUCACGGCACGGCCUACGGAAAAGGUAGUUAUUUUGCCAGGGAUGCCAAAUACUCGCACAGCUACACCAAAGGCUCAGGCACUCGCUCCAUGUUCGUGUGUCGCAUUCUGGUUGGCAGCUACACCAAAGGUGAAUCCAGCUACCUCCGGCCUCCAUCCAAAGACGGAGGAGACACCGUCUUCUACGACAGCUGUGUGAACGAUGUCUUCGAUCCGUCCGUAUUUGUAGUGUUCGAAAAGCACCAGAUCUACCCCGAGUAUCUGAUUGAGUACAGCGACUCCUCAGGUGCUUCUCCCUCACAAUCCUCUUCCUCAACUACUCCGAAGUCUACUUCAACGUCAGAGUGCAUCAUUUCCUGAUCAGGCACCGUGCGAGCGCAUUGUGUGCUUUAGAGGAAGUUAAUACUGAUAAUUAAAAGU
Sinocyclocheilus grahami is the source of this 1691-nucleotide messenger RNA. Its product is annotated as poly [ADP-ribose] polymerase 12-like. The coding region runs from base 45 to 1631 and encodes 528 amino acids. Gene Ontology annotation, molecular function: metal ion binding; NAD+ poly-ADP-ribosyltransferase activity. The record is from RefSeq and is a predicted model, not a curated record. The transcript has 11 exons. Gene Ontology annotation, cellular component: nucleus. NCBI's taxonomy places the organism in Eukaryota, Metazoa, Chordata, Actinopteri, Cypriniformes, Cyprinidae.